GUCUUCGCGUCCGCGGCGGCCCGGACACCGCGCGCCGCCUCACGCUACCCCGCAGGCCGCCCGCCCUCGCGGCGCGCUCCCGGGCCCGGCCGCGGUUCCCCACUCGGGCCGGCUGGCUCGCGGGUUCUCUCGCCCCGCCCUUCUCGGCGCCACCGCUGGGCGCUUGCGCGGGGCGCGUGGCCGUGGCCGGGGUCUCCGCCGCAGCCCGAGCAGCCGCAGCCGCCUCAGUCAGUCAGUCAGUCCCCAGCAAUGGCGGACGGAGGUGAGCGAGAGGAGCUGCUCUCGCCGUCACCGGUCUCUCCGGCCAAGCGGCUGUGUUCGUGGCCCAGCCCGCAGGCUCAUCACCCUCGCGGUUCGCCUGGGGCAGCCGGCGGAGGGGCAGGGGGCGUCGGCAGCAGCUGCCUGGUUCUCGGGGCCCGCCCCCACCUGCAGCCGGAGUCCUUACUGGACUGCGCCGCCAAGACGGUGGCGGAAAAGUGGGCAUACGAACGGGUGGAGGAGCGCUUCGAGCGGAUCCCGGAGCCCGUGCAGCGCCGCAUCGUCUACUGGUCCUUCCCGCGGAAUGAGCGGGAGAUCUGCAUGUACUCCAGCUUCCAGUACCGGGGCGGCCCCGGCGCCGGCGCUGCUGGCGGCGCCGCGGGGGCUUCGCCGGCCGAGGAGGGGCCGCAGCCACCCCCCGGGGCCGCCGCUCCGGCCGGCUCCGCCCCCGGGGGCGUCGCGGCUGGGGCAUCCCCCGGGCUGGGCGCAGGGGCCGGCGCGGCCGGCUGCGGUGGCGAGGGGCUCCCGUUCCGCCGGGGCAUCCGUCUGCUGGACAGCGGCUCCGUGGAGAACGUGCUGCAAGUCGGCUUUCAUCUGAGUGGCACAGUAACUGAGCUGGCCACUGCCUCUGAACCAGCAGUGACUUAUAAAGUUGCAAUCAGUUUUGAUCGAUGCAAAAUCACCUCAGUGACAUGUGGCUGUGGGAACAAGGACAUAUUCUACUGUGCCCAUGUGGUAGCGCUCUCACUCUACAGGAUCCGUAAACCAGACCAAGUCAAAUUGCGUCUUCCUAUCUCCGAAACCCUUUUCCAGAUGAAUAGGGACCAGCUACAAAAGUUUAUUCAAUAUUUAAUCACGGCACACCACACCGAAGUUCUUCCUACUGCACAGAAACUGGCAGAUGAGAUUCUAUCCUCCAACUCAGAAAUCAACCAAGUGAAUGGUGCCCCUGACCCCACAGCUGGGGCCAGCAUUGACGAUGAGAACUGUUGGCAUUUGGAUGAAGAACAGGUGAAAGAACAAGUGAAGCUUUUUCUCUCCCAGGGCGGUUACUGUGGCUCUGGAAAGCAACUCAACUCAAUGUUUGCCAAGGUUCGAGAAAUGCUGCGGAUGAGAGAUUCCAAUGGAGCAAGGAUGCUGACACUAAUAACUGAGCAGUUUAUGGCUGACCCACGACUCACACUCUGGAGGCAGCAAGGAACAAACAUGACAGACAAGUGCAGGCAGCUCUGGGAUGAGCUAGGGGCUUUAUGGGUGUGCAUAAUUUUAAAUCCACACUGCAAACUGGAGGAGAAAUCCUGCUGGCUGCAGCAGCUGCAGAAGUGGAGUGACCUGGAUGUCUGUCCCCUGGAGGAUGGAAACUAUGGACAUGAGCUGCCCAACAUCACCAAUGCACUUCCCCAGAGUGCCAUUCACAGCCCAGACUCCUUAUCCAGACCAAGACGAACAGUAUUCACUAGAGCCAUUGAGGGGCGUGAAUUACAUUGGCAGGAUAGCCACCUACAGCGAAUAAUCAGCAGUGAUGUUUAUACAGCUCCUGCCUGCCAGCGGGAAAGUGAAAGACUACUCUUUAAUUCCCAAGGCCAGCCACUGUGGCUUGAGCAUGUGCCUACAGCCUGUGCUCGGGUUGACGCCCUGCGUUCCCAUGGUUAUCCAAAAGAGGCCCUCAGACUCACAGUGGCCAUUAUUAACACUCUGAGGUUGCAGCAGCAGCGGCAACUGGAAAUCUACAAGCAUCAGAAGAAAGAACUGUUGCAGAGAGGAACCACAACCAUCACAAACCUGGAGGGCUGGGUGGGCCACCCCCUGGAUCCCAUUGACUGCCUGUUUCUCACUUUGACUGAGGCCUGCCGCCUGAAUGAUGAUGGCUAUCUGGAGAUGUCAGAUAUGAAUGAAAGCAGACCCCCUGUGUACCAGCAUGUACCUGUGGCUGCAGGCUCCCCAAACAGCAGUGAGUCCUACCUGUCAUUGGCCCUGGAAGUUGCACUGAUGAGCCUGGGUCAACAGAGGUUAAUGCCUGAAGGCCUCUAUGCACAGGACAAGGUAUGCCGUAAUGAGGAGCAGCUCCUGAGCCAACUCCAAGAGCUGCAGCUGGAUGAUGAGCUAGUGCAAACACUGCAAAAACAAUGCAUCUUACUGCUGGAAGGAGGUCCUUUCAGCGGUCUGGGAGAAGUCGUCCACCGAGAGAGUGUUCCCAUGCAUACCUUUGCCAAGUAUUUGUUCUCAGCUCUGCUGCCUCAUGAUCCAGACCUGUCCUAUAAAUUAGCCUUACGUGCCAUGAGGUUACCUGUUUUAGAAAACUCAGCUUCUGCAGGCGACACAUCCCACCCUCACCAUAUGGUAUCUGUGGUGCCCAGCCGUUAUCCUCGCUGGUUCACGCUUGGACACUUGGAAUCACAGCAGUGUGAACUGGCCUCCACCAUGCUGACUGCUGCCAAAGGAGACACUUUGAGACUCCGAACAAUUCUGGAAGCAAUACAGAAGCAUAUUCAUUCUUCCUCCCUCAUCUUCAAACUGGCCCAAGAUGCAUUCAAGAUUGCUACUCCCACUGACAGUAGUACUGACAGCACCCUGCUCAACGUUGCCCUGGAACUUGGGUUACAGGUGAUGCGGAUGACCUUAUCAACCCUUAACUGGAGACGCAGGGAGAUGGUACGAUGGUUGGUGACCUGUGCUACAGAAGUGGGUGUGCGGGCCCUGGUGAGCAUCUUGCAGAGCUGGUACACACUCUUCACCCCUACUGAGGCUACUAGUAUUGUAGCUGCCACAGCCGUAUCCCACACCACUAUCCUGCGCCUCAGUCUUGACUAUCCACAGCGGGAGGAACUGGCUAGCUGUGCUCGCACACUGGCCCUACAGUGUGCUAUGAAGGAUCCACAGAGCUGUGCCCUGUCAGCCCUUACACUCUGUGAGAAAGACCACAUCGCCUUUGAGGCAGCCUACCAGAUUGCCAUUGAUGCUGCUGCUGGUGGUAUGACCCAUUCACAGCUGUUCACCAUCGCCCGCUACAUGGAGCUCCGUGGCUACCCGCUACGUGCCUUCAAGCUGGCCUCAUUGGCCAUGAGCCAUCUUAACCUGGCCUACAACCAGGAUACUCACCCAGCCAUCAAUGAUGUGCUCUGGGCUUGUGCUCUCAGCCACUCUCUGGGCAAGAAUGAGCUGGCAGCUCUCAUCCCCUUGGUGGUGAAGAGUGUGCACUGUGCCACAGUGCUUUCAGACAUCUUACGACGCUGCACAGUGACUGCACCUGGCCUGGCCGGCAUCCCAGGCCGCCGAAGCUCUGGAAAGCUCAUGUCCACUGACAAAGCUCCAUUGCGCCAGUUGCUGGAUGCCACAAUCAAUGCCUAUAUCAACACUACACACUCACGCCUAACACACAUCAGCCCUCGCCACUAUGGAGAGUUCAUUGAGUUUCUAAGCAAGGCUCGGGAGACCUUCCUGCUGCCCCAGGAUGGCCACCUGCAGUUUGCCCAGUUCAUCGACAACCUCAAACAGAUCUACAAAGGCAAGAAAAAGUUGAUGCUGCUGGUGCGAGAGCGCUUUGGCUGAGAGAGCAGAUAGCUCACCGCCAGGGCAGCCUGGGUUCCCAGGUAGUAUCAGGUCAGGCCAAGGGCACUGAAACAUUUGUCCACCCUGAGAGAACUCUGAGCACCUGUGGAUGAGGCCAAAGGACCACAGGGCUAAGGAUGGGGAAAGUCCAACUCUAGUCGAUAAUGCCUACCUUGGCAAGCUUCUGACUACAGUUCAUGGAGGAGCUGGGCCCUGCAGAUCGACCAGAAACCCCACAACAUGCCACCUCAUGCCCUUAUAUCCUGCGUGUCCUGAGCAUUGGCCCUGUCUCCCUUGGCAAACGCAGAACACUGUUCCAUCUCAGGGAUUGCUUAACCAGAGAAACAGACACAUUUGUGGGACUGUAAAUACUAUAUGUGUUGCUAAUUAUUGUAAACUUGUAACUAUUUAUAAUUCUGCUUCUGAUUUGAUGGCCACUUGAAGUAGCUGUGGGUAGGAGGAUAUGCUUAUUUUCUGAGGAGACUCACAACCAUUUCUCAGGUUUCCCUUGCAGAGUGUUUGCUGGUAGCAGUGGAAGAGUGGGGGUGCCAAGGAGAAAAAUGGCCAGUUAGGAUCAACCCAAGUCUAGUCUAUGCAGAAUCCCCCACCUACAGACAGGGCAUUUAUAGUCCAGUGGUGAGUGAGGGACAGAGGCCAGGACUGGACUUAGACUUUUGCCUCACAAAACUGUGAGGACAUUGAAGCUCCUGCCUCACACAGCCUCUUCAGGAGCCUGCUGAACACCUGAGAAACAAGUGCAGGGAGAAGAUGAAGGUCUGGGAAGCCGCUGAGUUCAUAAUAUUCAUCUACUGUGGUCACCUUUGUGUUAGCAAGUGUGUGGUUUCAUCUAUAAUCGUGUGUGUGUAUCUUUUAUGGCUAAGUACAUGUGUGUAUGUGCAUAGAUACAUCUGUGCAUGCCUGUUUGUGCACAUAUAUAUUUAUGUGUAUGUGUCAGUUCUAUGGCUGUGUACCUGUUUGAAUAUGUGCACACUGGACUGUGAGUUUCUACGUGAGGAUAUACACAUUUUGUGUACAUGUGAGGAUGCACAUCUUUGUGCAAAUGCACUCAUGUUUGUGCAUGUUUAGUAUGUGUAUCUGCGUACACGAGUGCAUGUGUAUAAACAUGUUUGUAUCCAUGUGUAUGCUUGUUAUCCAUGCAUCUGUGUCUUUAUAUGUGUAACUGAGCGUAUUUCUACAUGUAGGGAUGUCUGUGUAUUCAUGUUUGAGGAUCUGCAUCAAUGUGUCCUUUCUUUUUGCCAGAUUUCUCUUUCCCAUUCCUCUUAAAUCUCUCUCGCCAGCUAAACGUUUGUUCCCCAUCUCUGUGCCUCCUCUAUUCAUUCUCUCACCAAACAAGCUUCUAAGCACCAAUCUCCCUCUGCCAUCAGAUUGGCUGCUUUAGCGCCACAGUUCUCUUCUUGCCUCAUACUUGCUUUCUUCCCCUGCCUUUCUACCUCAAGCUUCCUCGCCAGCUUUUGUCACAGUCUCAUUGCUCGCUGACUUGGAGGCUAGGGCUGGUCUGCACUUAGCCUCUCCCUUCCUAAUUUCUAGCCCUAGUGGGCAGUCCUGUCUUAGCCCUGGCUGACCUCCAUAGUGUAUCAUGUUCCUGCUACCUUCCUGACCCCUGUGCUCAGCCUGGAAUUGUUAUAGGAGGUAGCAAGGGCAUUCAGAAAAGUCAGUUGGAACCAGUGUCUUGGUGUUUACUGUUUCAUGUCUUAGUUCCUGAGUUGGGGGUGGGGUUUGAUAGGGAAGGGGUGGUAUAGCUAGAAUGUGAACUAAGAACUUCUCCAUCUGCUUUACUUUUUCUUUCUUCGACAAACUGUCACCUUUUUUACUCCAAACUGACCAAGAAGUUGUAUUUGCCGUUUGUGGCUACUCAAGUCUUACUGUCCAGCCAAGGGCCCCUACGUCUCAGCCCAAUGGGUUGGUUAAAAAAAAAGAGAGAAGCCACUCUCAUUUCUGUAUCACAGUUGCCCUUUUUUAGCAAGUGUGUGAAUUCACAGUGCUUUUCUAUGAAUAAAUCAUGGAUCACAUAAAAGAUCAUUUUUCUAAAAGCAGAAA
This is a messenger RNA of Gorilla gorilla gorilla (western lowland gorilla), 5865 nucleotides long. It is a transcript of the gene ZSWIM5, whose product is annotated as zinc finger SWIM-type containing 5. The transcript is spliced from 14 exons. NCBI's taxonomy places the organism in Eukaryota, Metazoa, Chordata, Mammalia, Primates, Hominidae. The record is from RefSeq and is a predicted model, not a curated record. Gene Ontology annotation, molecular function: zinc ion binding. The coding region runs from base 250 to 3807 and encodes 1185 amino acids. Gene Ontology annotation, cellular component: Cul2-RING ubiquitin ligase complex.